CUAGGCAAACUCUCAUUUUCCAGCACCUCGAGCGCCAGCCAUGCCAGAAGUGGCGGCUGAGCUUCUCAGCAAGGAGCUCAUUGAACGGGCGGCAGCGGGUCGGCACCAGGAUGUUGAUCGGCUCCUGAAAGAUGGUGCAGACAAGGAUUGGGGAGAUCACAAUGGCUACACUGCCCUUUCGGAAGCGGCCAUGGCCGGCCACACGGUGGUCGUUGGACAGUUGCUACGGGCAGAUGCAGAUCCCAACCUGCAGGCGGCUGAUGGCCGGAGUGCCUUGCACCGUGCAGCCUUCCAUGGGUGGAUCCCCAUCGUGCGCUUGUUGCUGCAGCAUGGUGCUGAUCCGGAGCUGGGAGACGUCGAUGGCCGACGGCCGAUGGAGAUGACAAAGAAGGAAUCGGUGCUUGAGGUGCUCGGAGCCGGUGCUGAAGAGCACAAGGAGAUCAUCGAACAGAAGCGAAAAGAACGAGCUGAAAAUCCCAGAGAGCCAAAGAAGGAGAGCGUCGAAAUUCAGUAUCCUCCAAAGAGAAAUGGACCAGUCACAAGACGAUUGGUCCCAGAAAAGAAUGGCUCAGAUCAGGUGAAGCCAGAAGAGAAGGAUGAGAAGUUCUUGGAACUUCAUUCCUCCUUGGACAUCGUUACACGCCCAGAUGACUUUGCCAACGGCCGAGGUGACCGGGCUGGUUAUCGCGAAGAACCAGGGGUUCGCUUGCAACAAGGCAGCCUCAUUGUCGAAACCUCCGAUGGGCUUUUCGCCAGUGAUGAGGUGGACCAAAAGUCAGGACCCAGCCCUGAAGAACAAGCUGAAGCCUGGCUUCAAGACGUUGGCGAUCUUUUUGUGGCACCCAACCUGGAGGCCGUGAUGAAAGCCAAAUCUGAGGCACAGGAGUCCUUCAACGCCGGCCAUGUGAGCAAUGCCCGGAAGGUCACUAGUGCCGCCAUCCGGACCUGUGCCAUGAUGCUGGCAGAGGAUGACCUAUCGGCUCUGGAGCACAAAGCAUCAAGUCCACUCGCAGACCUGAAGAAUUUGUUUGGCGUACUGCACUCCAAUCGCAGCCUGCUGCUGACACAUCAGAUCCAGGCAAAUGACGAGGAAGUUUUAAAGUUUGGUACCCAUGCGGCUUGGACAUUGGUUGUGAAGGAUACCGACACAGCUUUACGCCAAAACCCUUCAAACUUCAAGGCCAGCUUCCGACGGGCCAAAGCCCUCUUCGAGCUGGGUGACUUGGAGCAGGCGAUGGCCGACGUGACGAAAGUGGUGGACCAUUACGCUCGGAACACUCAAGUCUCCAACCCGGAAGCGGUGGCGCUGCGCGCGGCGAUUCAGCUUGAGCUCAAAAAGGAACGCGCCAAAUGGGGUGAGAAAGGCGGCCCACGAUGGAACCGGGCCGCAAAAGAGUGUGAGCCACUCAUCUCUGAAGUGGGUCCUGAAUAUGCUGCGUGAAGUGGAGAACUUGGUGAAGCCCCGUCAGCACGGCGGUGGCUUCUGGCUUGCGGCCCUGUCAACUGAGCUCUAGACUGAUGCCUCCCACGUUUUUGCGAUUUUCGCUGCAUGCGGCCGGGGGCAAGAUUCGCCCCCAGGCAGUUUCACUUUGCAAGAAAUCUGCAUGUGCAUCCAGCAUGAGUCGAUCAAACUCACGCAGAAGCAAGAGACCAAGGUGACCAAUCAGCAAAGAUUAAAGGUGUGGAGAGCUGGGAUGUCGG
Molecule: messenger RNA, 1701 nt
Organism: Durusdinium trenchii
Lineage: Eukaryota; Dinophyceae; Suessiales; Symbiodiniaceae
Source: the annotation of a GenBank genome assembly